AAUAUUUCUAUCGGCACUUCCAAAUCCUUUUACGUAUUCCCUUCGGCCGUAAUCCUCGGCCGUAUAGUCGAUUCGUUCGGUCUAAUAACAGUAAAGGAAAAAUUAAAAGCUAUUAUUAAAUUUAUAUUCUUUAAAACGUUAAAGAAUUUCGAAAUAUUUAUUGGGCAAAUAGGUUACUAG
Molecule: messenger RNA, 180 nt
Organism: Neurospora tetraspora
Lineage: Eukaryota; Fungi; Ascomycota; Sordariomycetes; Sordariales; Sordariaceae
Exons: 1
Source: RefSeq, a predicted model, not a curated record